This is a messenger RNA of Gasterosteus aculeatus aculeatus (three-spined stickleback), 2000 nucleotides long. It is a transcript of the gene nkx6-2, whose product is annotated as NK6 homeobox 2. Gene Ontology annotation, biological process: regulation of transcription by RNA polymerase II; cell differentiation. Gene Ontology annotation, cellular component: nucleus. NCBI's taxonomy places the organism in Eukaryota, Metazoa, Chordata, Actinopteri, Perciformes, Gasterosteidae. Gene Ontology annotation, molecular function: DNA-binding transcription factor activity, RNA polymerase II-specific; RNA polymerase II cis-regulatory region sequence-specific DNA binding. The record is from RefSeq and is a predicted model, not a curated record.
CUCAUAGCCUAGAGCGAGUCAAUUUAUGGAAAGACAAGUCGACCCUUUAAUGGUUCCCAUCAAAACCACUAAAAACAUCAUCAGACCGGCCGGCUUGCGCGGGCGUUGCUGUGGCGGACCCGCGCGGCUUUCUACCAGCUGUGACAGACCCCGACCCAAACAAACGCGCGCAGAGACGUUCCGUGGGAGUUUCAACCGAGCUUUUCGCCUCCCACGAGAGAAGAGAAGUUCGCGUUUUCGCCUCAAGUUUUUCAACAUUUUAAGUCCGCUUCUCCUGCAUCCGGGAUACUUUUUGCAGGAGGCGGCAGAAGUGGCCUGAAGAUCACCGGUCCGCUCUGCGCCUUCGUUUACUCCUAAAAGGUUCUUUCCCUUUUCUUUUUUUUUGUUCUUCAUCUCCGGCUUUUAUCCAGGCGAGUUUGCUGGUUCAUGUUCACAAAUGUUAGCGGUCGGGCAGAUGGAGGCUAACCGGCAGAGUGCUUUCGUCCUGGGCAGCACCCCGCUGGCGGCGUUGCACAACAUGACCGAGAUGAAGACGUCCCUCUUCCCGUACUCGCUGCAGCAGAGCCCGGGGGGCUUCAAGGCGCCCCAGCUCUCCUGCCUCAACUCCCACAUGGCCAUGGGGACCCCGCACGGAAUAAGCGACAUCCUGGGGAGACCCAUCACCACGGCCGGGCAGCUGCUCUCCGGCUUCCCGCGGAUAAACGGCCUGACCACCACGGCGGCGGCGGCCGCGGCGGCGGGGAUGUACUUCAGCCCGGCGAUGUCUCGGUACCCGAAGCCUCUGGCCGAGCUGCCGGGCAGGGCGCCCAUCUUCUGGCCCGGGGUGAUGCAGGGCUCUCCGUGGAGGGACCCGCGGCUUCCUUGUCCCAGUCAAGCUAAUAUGAUGUUGGACAAGGACGGAAAGAAGAAACACUCCAGACCAACCUUCUCGGGACAGCAGAUUUUUGCACUGGAGAAAACCUUCGAGCAGACUAAAUACCUGGCGGGCCCCGAGAGAGCCCGGCUGGCUUACUCUUUAGGAAUGACCGAGAGCCAAGUCAAGGUGUGGUUCCAGAACCGGAGGACCAAAUGGCGGAAGAGACACGCGGCGGAAAUGGCCACGGCCAAGAAGAAGCACGACUCGGAGACGGAGAAGAUGAAGGAGAGCUCGGACAACGAGGACGACGACGAGUACAACAAGCCCCUGGACCCCAACUCGGACGACGAGAAGAUCACGAGACUGUUGAAAAAGCACAAGGCCACCAACCUGGCGCUGAUCAGCCCGUGCAGCAACAGCUCGGACACCUUGUGAUGGUCGGACCGCCGGCCUGGGGGGCCCGAGGGGCGGGGGGGGGUGAGGAAGGACAAAUAGGCCCGACGGAGACUUACGCAUUAAGCUCGGGCACAGCAAAUGCGUGAGCAACACAAAAAAAAUACAAAACACCCCGAAUGUGCGCAGAGGACGCGCGGAAAGACGCGGACACGUGACCAGAGACGCGUUUCGGCUGCAUCCGAAAAGACACUCAAAGACACGGAGACACGAGUCCUUUGCAGCGUGGACUUCAGGAAGACUCGCGGUGGACACUUUGUGGCCGGUAAAAAAAAAAUUGACACGAACAUGUCGGAACGGGAGUUCUAACAACACGUGUAAAUGAAGACUACACACUCACACACACACACACACACACACACACACACACACACACACACACACACACACACACACACACACACACACACACACACACACACACACACACACACACACACACACGCGCGCGCGCACUCACUAUCCGGAUCAGUGUUGGGUCGUUCAUGUGACUUUUAUACCGCACGUAACGCCGCUUUGCGUCACUCCCGCAGUUUUAGUUCACCGCACUUGUUACAUUAGCUCCCUUUCCCAAUGAGGUCACGUGGUUUGCUCUGUUAAUCCGUUUACUCACAAUAAUUGUCAAAUGCAUUUUUAUUUUCCACCUCCACUCAUCAGUUAAACGAAGACGACCCCGUUGUAUGUCACGUGA